Brienomyrus brachyistius is the source of this 994-nucleotide messenger RNA. It is a transcript of the gene glo1, whose product is annotated as glyoxalase 1. Gene Ontology annotation, molecular function: lactoylglutathione lyase activity; metal ion binding. The record is from RefSeq and is a predicted model, not a curated record. The coding region runs from base 145 to 684 and encodes 179 amino acids. Lineage: Eukaryota; Metazoa; Chordata; Actinopteri; Osteoglossiformes; Mormyridae. The transcript has 6 exons.
GUCCCGGAACGGUGUCUCGGCAGUGACAUCACGAGCUGGGCGGACUCGCCAGCCUCCGAACCGGUCCGACUCUGCUCUUCCUGCCGCCUUAUUUUCCGCCGUCCGGUCCUGCUUCGGGCACUCGGACCUUUUUUAGCAGCAAACAUGAGCGAUCAGGGUCUCUCCAACGAAGCCGUGGCGGCUGCUUGCAAAGACGGACCCCUAAUCGCUAAGGACUUCAUGAUGCAACAGACGAUGCUGAGAGUGAAAGACCCAGUGAAAUCCCUGGAUUUCUACACGCGCAUCAUGGGCAUGACUCUGCUGCAGAAAUUUGACUUCCCCUCCAUGCACUUCUCGCUGUACUUCAUGGGCUAUGAGGACAAGAAUGAGAUCCCUGUGGACGUGAAAGAGAGGACGGCCUGGACCUUCUCUCGACGGGCCACCAUCGAGCUCACGCACAACUGGGGCUCAGAGUCUGACACCCAGACGUACCACAACGGGAACUCCGAUCCCCGCGGGUUCGGACACCUCGGCAUCGCGGUGCCAGACGUGGAUGCCGCCUGCAAGUUCUUUGAGGAGCAGGGCGUCACUUUUGUGAAGAAACCGGAUGAUGGUAAAAUGAAAGGUCUGGCAUUCAUACAAGAUCCGGAUGGUUAUUGGAUUGAGAUCCUGAGCCCAAACAACAUGGUCUCCAUAACCAGCUAGAGAGACCUCGACGGAAGACGGAAGAUUGGGGGGCGAAUGCAAGAGCAGCUGGUGGGGUGGGGGGGAGGAGCAAAUGCUGAAUGGGUUUGUCUAUCUGUGGAAUGAAAAUAGGAUGAAGCGGGAGGAACUGCAGUGACUGAGGGGGUUGGAUGGUCUGGGUCAUCUCCGCCCUGGAACAUGGUGUAAACAUGAGCGACCUCAACCGUUUAGCCUCAUGACUCUUUGUUCAAUAUGCCGGUGUGCAGCUCUCUGAAUGGAGACUCGUGUUCUCUGUGGUGUGGAUGUGCUAUAAAGUCUAGUUCCACUGGGA